Molecule: messenger RNA, 903 nt
Organism: Colias croceus (clouded yellow)
Lineage: Eukaryota; Metazoa; Arthropoda; Insecta; Lepidoptera; Pieridae
Product: transmembrane protein 147
Exons: 4
Coding region: 123-812 (229 amino acids)
Source: RefSeq, a predicted model, not a curated record
UCAGAACACUUCAGUUAAAUGUCAUGUGUCAAUUGUACUCAGAUUUGUAAAUGUAAAUUGUGAUCUAUCAUUUUAAUUAAAUUAAUAUUUAUUACUUAUUUUAUGUAUAGAAAUCAUCAAAAAUGACUCUUUACCAUUUCGGCAAUUGUUUAGCAUUAGUUUAUGCGCCAUAUCAUAUGGCUUACAAGUAUUCUGGAAUAUCUGAAUAUGCUACGUUGUCGAAAUGUGUGUAUGCCGGUGGACUAUAUAUUUUCACUCAGCUGUGCAAAAUGUUACUUCUAGCAACGUUCUUCCCAGAUUACGAUAACACACAAGUUAAUGGAGAAUACGACGUUCUUUUAGAAAUUCUUAAAGCUACAGUGGACUUAGCAGAUUUACUGGGUCUGUACUUUGCCAUCAACUCUGUGCCUGGGAAGGGACAUGCAAAGAUUCUCACUGCAGCUAUAGGCUGGGCUAGUGCAGAAGUGAUUGUCACCCGCAGUGUGCUCCUAUGGGUGGGCGCGCGCGGCUCCGAAUUCGACUGGCGAUAUGUUCGCUCCUGCGCCGAGUCAAAUGUAGCGCUCCUGCAGCACGCCUCCACCGCAGCUCUAGUAUGGCUGUGGACUCGCAGCGAUCUACCCAAGAAACAUUCCCCCAUAGUCAUCACCCUCCUUGCUCUAUCUCCAUACAGAAGUUUAAUAGAAGAUGCAAUUGCCAGCGUGCUGUCUCUCAGUGCUUGGGCGCUGUUAGCAGUACGAGCUGCACAUGCAUCUGUAGUAGGUCUCACUGCAUUAGCGAUGUAUGCAGUAUUAGCUCAACAGAUUGGAAUUUAAUUGGUUAUGUAAUGAAAAGAGUGCAUGUUAGUUUAUCUGGUGUAUGUGUAAGUUAUAAUAAAGAUGUGUUGUGGCUAGAAUGCAGUUUAAA